This is a messenger RNA of Sphaeramia orbicularis (orbiculate cardinalfish), 752 nucleotides long. RefSeq names its product lactose-binding lectin l-2-like. The record is from RefSeq and is a predicted model, not a curated record. Bases 56 to 559 code for a protein of 167 amino acids. Lineage: Eukaryota; Metazoa; Chordata; Actinopteri; Kurtiformes; Apogonidae. The transcript has a single exon.
CAACAACAGAUCCAGUCUUCAUCCUGCUCCUGUGACAGAUUCUCACACCAGCGACAUGCAGUUGUUUAUCUUCUUAUCUAUUCUGGCUCUGGUUGUUGCAUCUCCACCAAGAAAUAGUGAAGUGAACCUGCAACAAGGAGACUGUUCUGGGUCAUGGUUCAGCUUCAACAACCGCUGCUACAAGUACGUGGCCUCUCAAAUGACCUGGGCUGACGCUGAGCUCCACUGUGUGUCACAGACGGCCAACCUGGUGUCCAUCCACAGUCAGGAGGAAAAUGCUUUUGUCAGAACAUUGAUCAAGAGUUUUGACCCCGCGCAGGGACGUGCUUGGGUCGGACUCACUGAUGCCCACAAGGAAGGAUCCUGGAUGUGGUCUGAUGGAUCCUCAGCGGACUUUUCUGUCUGGCAUAGAGGAGAACCCAGCAACAACGGAGGAAAAGAACAUUGUGUUCACCUCAAUUUUGGACAAGAUAAAUCAUGGAAUGACGUUCCAUGUUCACAAUCUUAUGCUUCUGUCUGUAUAUCUCGUGUUAACUGCCCUUCAGUGUCUGGCGUCUGAUUCAGUCCUGUUGAUCAGUUAAAACCCACAGGACCUCAAUAAUAAACAUAAAAUGGUGCACGGUUCUGUGUAUAGAGGUUUAUUCUAACCUUUGCUGUCAUGUAUUAUGUGUCAUGUAUCCUGCAUUGUGCUUUUGUAUUGACCUUUUUGCACUCACUGAAUACAAAAUAUACUUAAACCCAGCUGUAAUGAA